Ornithodoros turicata is the source of this 3641-nucleotide messenger RNA. It is a transcript of the gene Spt5, whose product is annotated as transcription elongation factor SPT5-like. The transcript is spliced from 25 exons. Bases 162 to 3386 code for a protein of 1074 amino acids. Gene Ontology annotation, cellular component: DSIF complex. Gene Ontology annotation, biological process: transcription elongation by RNA polymerase II; transcription elongation-coupled chromatin remodeling; regulation of DNA-templated transcription elongation. Lineage: Eukaryota; Metazoa; Arthropoda; Arachnida; Ixodida; Argasidae. The record is from RefSeq and is a predicted model, not a curated record. Gene Ontology annotation, molecular function: protein binding; mRNA binding.
UCCAAAUCCAUGUUUCGAUAGUUGUGUUGCUGUCGUUGCUGUGAUAUUUCUGUCUCACGGACUUUUUCUACUGAUGUAGAACAUCAACAGGAGUAACAUUUGCAUUCAUUUGCUUAGUCUUCUUCUCUUGACUUUAGAAGACUCUUUAGGAAAUUACUAGGAUGUCGGAGAGCGAAGGCAGCAACUACUCAGACAAUGAAAGCGAGCACAGCUUUGCUGGCAGUGAGAGGGGUGAGGAGGAAGAGGAGGAGGCCGCCAGUGAUGCUGGAAGUGACGUAGCAGACGAUGAAGCACAAGAAGUUGCAGAGGUCGAAGAACCAGAACCGGAAGAAGAGCCUGAAGGGGAAAAUUUAGAUGAAGAUGAGGAUGAAUAUGAUGAGGAGGAAGAUGAAGAAGAUGAGGACGCGUCAAGGCGCAAGCGCCGAAAGAAAUCUCGCUAUGGUGGCUUCAUUCUCGAUGAGGCCGAAGUCGACGACGAAGUUGAAGAUGAGGAGGACUGGGAAGAAGGAGCAGAAGACAUGAUAGAUUCUCAUCGCACCACAGAUGAUUCAUCCGCUAAAGAACUUCACUCUCACAGGCGUCUGCAGAUGAUGCUCACGUCACAGAAGGAAGAUGAAAUUGAAGACUACUACCGGAGAAAGUAUGCUGACACUGUCGCUGCCGAAGGUGGCUAUCGAGAGGCAGAUGUCGAGCUUUCUGACGAAAUUGCUCAACAGACCCUUCUUCCUGGAGUGAAGGACCCAAACCUCUGGAUGGUAAAAUGCAGGAUAGGAGAAGAGAAAGCCACUGUUUUACAAAUGAUGCGCAAAUUUAUUGCGUACCAAAACACAGACGAGCCUUUGCAAAUCUGCAGCGUUGUCGCUCCAGAAGGUGUCAAGGGCUACAUCUACAUUGAAGCCUACAAACACACACACGUCAAACAGGUCAUUCAGGGCGUCGGGAACCUUCGAAUCGGUCUCUACCAGCAGACGAUGGUGCCCAUCAAAGAAAUGACAGAUGUCCUGCGGGUGACGCGAGAACAAGCGCAGUUACGGCCCAAGCAGUGGGUGCGACUAAAGCGUGGCAUCUAUCGAGACGACUUGGCUCAAGUGGAUUACGUAGACACGGCUCAGAACCAAGUGAACCUCAAACUCCUUCCACGCAUCGACUAUACCAGGUUGAGAGGUGCGCUGCGCACGAGCAACGAGCCCGAGAAAAGAAAGAAAUUCAAGAGACCCGCGGCGAAGCUGUUUGACGUGGACGCCAUUCGAGCCAUUGGUGGAGAAGUAACAACGGAUGGCGACUUCCUCAUCUUUGAAGGCAACCGGUACAGCCGGAAGGGGUUCCUGUACAAGGCCUUUGCUAUUUCUGCAAUUAUUGCAGACGGUGUGAAACCAACGUUGUCUGAACUGGAAAAGUUUGAAGAGCAACCUGAAGGUCUAGAGCUUGAAUUGGGUGAAAGCCGCAAAGAGGAACAGGGUCAUUCCUUUGCGCCUGGUGACAAUGUUGAGGUCGCUGAAGGAGAGUUGGUGCACCUGCAAGGCAAGAUCAUCAGCAUUGAUGGGAACAAGAUCACCAUGAUUCCGAAACAUGAGGACUUGACAGAUCCUUUGGACUUCCAAUUUCACGAGCUGCGUAAAUACUUCAAAAUGGGUGACCAUGUCAAAGUAAUUUCUGGUCGAUUCGAGGGGGAUACCGGUCUCAUCGUUCGCGUCGAAGAGAACAUGGUUGUGCUCUUCUCUGAUCUCACAAUGCACGAGCUUAAAGUGCUGCCAAGAGAUUUACAACUUUGUGCUGACAUGGCUACAGGUGUAGACUCAUUGGGUCAGUUUCAGUGGGGUGACCUUGUACAGUUGGAUCCCCAGACCGUCGGUGUUAUUGUUCGCCUUGAGAAGGAGCACUUCCAAGUCCUCAACAUGUAUGGCAAGGUGGUACAAGUGAAGCAUCAGUCUGUCACAAAAAAGAGCGACGCUCGUAAGGCAGUUGCACUGGAUUCCGAUCAGAACCAGAUACAAAUCAGAGACAUCGUCAAAGUGAUAGAUGGACCCCAUUCUGGACGACAAGGCGAAGUGAAGCACAUAUUUCGCAGUUUUGCAUUCCUUCAUUCGCGGAUGAUGCUGGAAAAUGGUGGUAUCUUUGUCUGCAAGACAAGACAUCUCCAUUUGGCAGGGAGUACAAGGCAAACAACUGGCCCAUCCAUGGGAGGGUACACCCCCAACUCUCCUCGUGUUUCCAGCCCCAUGCAUCCAUCUGGGGGUGGUGGAGGGGGUGGACACAGAGGAGGAGGAGGAGGAGGUGGUGGUGGCUUUGGAGGUGGUCGUGGUCGAGGAAGGAGAGACAGUGAGCUCAUUGGCCAGACAAUUAAAAUCACUCAGGGACCUUACAAAGGACACAUUGGCAUCGUUAAGGAUGCCACAGAAUCGACUGCCAGGGUAGAGCUGCACACAAAGUGUCAGACCAUCUCCGUGGACAGGACUCGUAUCUCAGUGGUGGGGAGUGCCAGCAAGGGUGGGAACGUGUCGUCCUACAACCGCACACCCAUGUAUGGCAGUGGAAGUCAGACCCCCAUGUACUCCAGUGGCUCACGCACGCCAAUGCACGGGUCACAAACACCACUUUACGAAGGAGGCCGCACUCCUCAUCUGGGUAGCCAGACACCUCUACAUGAAGGAAGCAGAACGCCUCUGCACGGCAGUGCCUGGGAUCCGACCACUGCCAGCACGCCUGCAAGGCCCGAGCUUGACGAUUACCACUUCGAGGAAUCCUCACCAUCACCAUCCUACAACCCUGCAACUCCUGGUUACCAGCCAGAGACACCGCAGGGCCCUUACACACCGCAGACACCUGGCAUGUACAGUUCAGAUCACAGCUAUUCACCUUACCAAGCCAGCCCAUCACCCACUACUUACCAGCCAUCCCCAAGCCCUACGGGAUACCUGGCUACUCCCAGCCCUGCGGGAUUCCAAGGAAGCACUCCCUCUCCAUCUGGCUAUGGUGGAUACAGCCCGAUGACUCCCGGAGCACCGUCGCCAUAUAAUCCACAAACUCCAGGAGCUGGAAUGGAACAAGUCUCAAUGGAAUGGCAAACCACAGACCUGGAAGUGCGCAUUAAGCCAACUCACGAGGACGGUGGACUCAUUGGUCAAACGGGAGUCAUUCGUGGAAUUUCUGGAGGGAUGUGUUCGAUAUUCUUGCCAAAAGAAGACCGAGUGAUGAACAUUCUAAGCGAACAUUUAGAACCUGUGUUGCCUAGUGCUGGCGAUAAGGUGAAAGUGAUAUUGGGAGAGGAACGGGAAGAGAUGGGAGAGCUGCUCAGCAUCGACCACCCUGAGGGUGUGGUAAAAAUGAGUAACGGCAAGAUCACCAUGCACCAGUUGCGCUACCUUUGCAAGAUGCACGAUGGAUAGACCCCGAUCUGUGUAUGGCCCACACCAGACUGCUGAGUUACUCAUUCUGCGUUUAACAUCUUGUGUGUGAUGCAAACAUGCAUUAUUUGGGUGGGGUGCUUUGCGAAUUUUUGGUGCUCUAACUAUUGUGCCAUUUGUGUUUUGUUGACAAAGACAGUGGCAUGAAAUAGUUAAGGGCCUUUGUUUCCAAGGCGACAGGAGGGAACUGUUGUAUGAGGGGGAGUAACAGCCAAUAAUAAAUGUACAAAUGCUGCA